AUGUCUGCAAUGUCAGAUAUACCAAGUCCAAAGUUGCACAGUCCACAUGCUGGUUCUGUUGAAGGAGCUGUUCAGUCAGCCCCUAUUUUACUGAUCAAAAAGGAGCCUGAUGACCUUCAGUGGUCACCAUCACAUUUAGAUGACCUCCUUCUAAACGAGCUUUCAGAUGAUGUAUGCUCGAUAGAUGCAGCCAGCCCUGAUGAUGUUGACCUAGAAGAGGCGAUAUUAAUGAAGCGGGAAGGUGACUAUAAGGAGCCGACUGUAAUUAACUUCUCCAAAACAUCAGUCAUUCCAUUUCUUCAAGAUGAUGAAAAUUCGGUGGAAACAGAGACUGGAAAUCACAUUAAUGAAAAGACAUCAAAAAGUAAGGCUUCUGAAGAAAGCAAGUCUGAUGAGCUUAAAGAAAAAGAACCCACUUCCACCUCUAAAUCCAAACCUCAGAUAAAGAGAGUCACCUGGAACCUUCAGGACAAAGCGUCUGAGAAGGAAACCCCAGACCAAUCUCUGUCUUCCCCCUUCUACAACACUCAGCAGGAUGAAUCUUGGUCAUCCCCAGAGAAGCAUACUGAUGAUAAAGUAUCCAAUUAUGAACCUGACCCCACUAGUGAGACAUCCACUUCAGUUGCCUGGACACUACCAGACAAAACCACACAAGACUCCGGCCAAGAAUCCUUAACUCAGGCUUCAUGGGAUGCUGGCAACAAAUCCCCAACACACAUUGUGAAUAAGCUGGAGGACAAGCCUGUGGUCCAUAUGAUGGACAGGCACACUGCACAAGCUCCAGACAGACCUGCGAAAGAUGGCAGUCAAGUCCCUUGGAUUGCAACAGAUACACCCCUGCAGGUAUUCCCACAAACCUUGCCUCCAUUACCCCUCCCACCAAUCUUUCCUCCCUAUGCCCCUGUAAGUGAGCCCACGGCGCCGUGUUUGGUUCAGAGCAGCCGAGCAGUCAUCAGCCAAACCCCAAAGGCUGGAAGUCUGGCUAUAACCAAUGAGCCGAAAAUGCAAGCAGCAAGCACAGGUGAAGGGAAGGGAAAAUCAAAACUGAAAAAAGGAGAAAAGGGUAAAAAUGAAGAGUACAUGAAGAAACUUCAUAUACAGGAACGAGCAGUGGAAGAGGUCAAGCUGGCCAUCAAACCAUUUUAUCAGAAGAGGGAAAUCACAAAGGAAGAAUACAAAGAGAUCCUGCGCAAAGCAGUACAGAAGAUCUGCCACAGCAAGAGUGGAGAAAUUAAUCCAGUCAAAGUGGUGAACCUAGUGAAAGGCUAUGUGGACAAGUACAAACAUAUUAGGAACAAGAGUAAGAAGCCGGGAGCUCUAGAGGAUCAUGUCUUGGGACACGAGUCACCAGUAUGA
Staurois parvus is the source of this 1356-nucleotide messenger RNA. NCBI's taxonomy places the organism in Eukaryota, Metazoa, Chordata, Amphibia, Anura, Ranidae. The record is from the annotation of a GenBank genome assembly.